UUUGUUUUCUUUCCGGAUUCUGCUUUCCAUCAUGGCGGCCAAACCCGCCCAUGGCAUAAUACGGAAGCAAAUACGAAGUAUUUGCCCCAAUCAUUCCACGGAGGCUGACCGACUCAUUGGUGUCACAGUACAGUGCACUCAAAUCGUGUUUUACAGGAUUCUGUACAUGCACGACGGCGACACUAUUAACACCAUGUACAGGGCAGUACUUUUUGUAGCUUGAUUUCGAAAAUUUAUUACUGUCUACGGGUACAAAAUGUGAAAUUGAUACACAUUUUUUGACUUUUUGGAGAGUGCUACUUCCUCAGCGUCAUGGCGGUGGAGGUGAAAGGUUCCUCAGGUGUGCGUGGCCGCACCAAACUAGCGCGACACAUGAGCAGCAUGGGAAUCGACCCCGCGGCUCUGGCCUAUGCCAUGACCACUUUAGGAUCUUGUAUGAUCAACAAUAUAUUCAGCUUUUACUACGUCAAGCUCUUUAUCAACAAGUACAAGAUAUCAGAAGGUGCGUUCCACCGAUCACAGGUGGUGUACAUGCUAUGGAAUGCCAUCAACGAUCCUCUCUUCGGAUACCUUCAAGAUACCUCCAAGGUGCCGUGCUGCUCUCAUCGGCGUCUCUCCAUCCUGUACGGCGCCCCCCUUUACUCGCUGGCGUUCCUCAUUGCCUGGUUCCCGUGGAGGAACUAUGAACCCGGUGACUGGCUAAGCGGCUUCCACUUGAUGGCGGCGUUGUGCGCGUUCGAUGCCAUGCUCACGUUCGUGCUGCUGGCUCAGUGUGCUCUGUUUGCCGAGAUUUCCGGCAAUCAUCAGAACCGAUUGAGACUCAUCAAAUACAGCCAGGUGGCCUCGCUGCUCGGCUCGUCAAGUGUACUCUUCUGCGGCAUGCUGUCCAAAAACAUGGAAGACUUUGCAGCUUUUCAAGCGUUUUCUGUCAUCAUCGCAAUCCUGAGCUGCUGCUGCAUGCUCUACACGGGCCUCCACAGCGAGAGCCGAUUUGACGAUAAAGGACUACAAAUGGAUGAAAAGGAGUGCUGUGAUCGCUCCCCCAAAAGCUUUUCUGUUUCCUUCUCCAUGGUGAAAACGCUGACGUGGCAAAUCCUCAUCAACAGGGACUUCCGGCUCUUUGUGUUCAUGAACUUCUUCCAGGUUUUCAUGCUGGCUUUCUUUAGUAACUUCACUAUGAUAUUUGCAGAGCACCUCAUUCCCCCAGACGUGCUUUCAUCGCUCGCUAAGAGUAUCAUGUACGGAGCCGGAUUUAUUUGUCCACAGUUGUUAGUAUUGAGCUGUGAGAGACUGCUGCAUGGUCUCGGCUACUACAGAAUCAUUCUGUACACCUUCUACUUGGAGGUGGCAAUGGGGGCGUUCAUGCUAGCGCUUGGUUGGCAACAUUAUCGUAUCCUGGCGUUGUUCCUCACCAUGAGCAUGGUCUUGGUCCAAGCGGCCUUCAGUCUUUUUGGUUUGCCGCUGGCAGACAUCAUUGAUAAAGACAUGCAAAAAUACCAGCGCAGCUCCCCUCUUUCCUCCAUGGUGUUUGGGACCAACGCCCUGUUCACAAAACCUGCUCAGUCUCUGGCGCCAAUGAUAGUGAUUAACAUCCUUAACCAGUUUGGCUAUGAAGAGCUGAAAGACCCAAAGAGCGAGUUAGAUCCAAGAGCCUUGGAGAACCUCCACAGCGUCAUGUUCUACUUGGUGUGUGCGGUGCCCAUGUGUGUCGCGGCUGUUCAAGUCAUGGCUUGGAGACCCUUUUCCAUACGCAACAGUCACACGGUCGAAAGCAAGUACAUUGACAGCUAAUUUAACUUUGGUAUGUAUAUGUAAGAUAAUCAAGGGAUAUUACUGUACAGUAGAUCCUUGCUUUUAAUGGAGUCUACAUUCUGAGCUUUCCCGCCAGGGGUUAAAAAAACCCAAACAAACCACUAUGCUAAUUUCCGUAAGGAAGUAGUCUUUAUAUGCAAUGAAUUUAUACCCUUACUCACACAAUACAGUCAUCCUUCGCUUUAUUGUGGUUCGAAUUUAGCGGCUUCACGCUAUCACGGUUUUAUUAUAUUACUCAUAUAUAACUCAUUAUAUAUCACUAAUUGAAUCCUAGCCAUUUUUCAAAAAGCCAUCCCUCUCAGUAGCCAUUUUUGAUGAUUCUGACUGAUGCCUUCUCACUUCCUGGUUGCUGUGCAGCUAUAUUUCAAUGAAAGAGAUGCAGGCCUAGUUCUUAUAACAAUGCAUUUCUGCCACCUUGUGGUUGUUUUUUUUGGUUUAAAAAUGCACCAAAUAUUAUCUCUUCUGUGGAAUUGCAUCAUCACUUCUUUGUGCCUCUCGCACACAAAAAAAAAACUAAAACGCAGUUUCGUGGUUGAAUGCGGCCUAUUAUUAGUCAACAGGCUCAACCACUACUACAGGGAAUAAUUAGUAGACAAACCAAUUACCACAAUGCAUGCUGGGAGCUGGCAUCACUCCAUAUAAGGGUUGUGACAAAAUAUCUAUAUAUCCAACUAUCGCAAUAUUAAACCCGACUAUGGAUUAUCGAGUCGCCUUGUAUGGUUUUGUUUUUUUUUUUUUACUUCCGCCAAGCACAGCACAGAGUGUAUGUUUUAGCCGGCAUUACUGUAUGUGUUUGUCUGAGAUGGAAGAACUGAUAAAAAAUUUGAUAAAAUUUUGCUGGUGAUUAAGAUCACUGUUUGGAUCUAGGAAUCUUUUUAAUUAUUCUUUAACAUUUCAAAUUUGGACCAUUUUUGGACCAUUUGUCCAUAUAACUCCACAAAAAAUGGUGUGUCAACAGAUUUGUUGUAUCGUCAAAAGCUCUAGACAGCUAGAGCCAUUAUAGAAAAUUACAUUUUUGUGAAUAACUACUGAACUAAUAUUAAUAUCAUUAUGAAUCCAGAUGCUAAUAAUAUGUUUUCAUGGUCGAGGAAUCAAAAUAUGUAGAUAAAAUAAAUGUAGGAGUAAAAUGUAUGGUGGAAAUCACAAUAAGAGGGGGGAACUAUGGCAUUAUAUAUACUAUAAUAACAAUCUAGCCGCUAUACACCUCUGUCAUUGUUCCAUGUCAAUGAGCAUUUUACAUGUCGUAAAAAAAAAAAGGCGCGUAAUACUCUUCCGAAGAACGUAAAGACACGCAAACAUCCAUAAAUUAAAAGUGUGAACAGCGUGGAUAAGACAACAUUGGAUAAGGACUUUGCAAGCGUAUUGGCUUUAGCUUGAAAUAAGCUAUGAAAAUAAAUGUUACAAAAAUGAGUAGCUCUUGGCCAUUUUCAUUUUGUAAAAGUAGCUCACAAGAAAAAAACAUAAAACCCAUAAAACCCUGAUCGGAACAUCCCUAGUAUGGAGAUAUUGUUAUCGUGAGCCAUGCGUUGCAUAUUGUACCGUAUCGUGAGGUAUCAGCCCCUGGGUAAAUUGAGUUUGAGACCCUUGCUCUACGUUUUGAUUAAUAUGUACCUCCAUAGGUGCUAAUGAUAAGACCGUCAAUCUUUAACAGUGAAUUUGUAUGUAAAUAUUUUAUAUAUGUCAAUUUCAAUGUUAAUUCUUGACUUUUUGCUAUAUGCACAGUACUACAUAUCAUGUAAAUCUUUGCAAUUAAUGUGCCUUUUUUUGGACAUUUCUAAGGACCAAAUUUCCAAGUGAAAAAUAGUUUUUGGCUUAGAAAGUAUUUUAUUAAAAAAAUAAUGACAUUACCAUUCACACUCUUGCUCUCUUCUUUGUCACACACAUGCAGGUACAAUACGGUCAAUGAGUUUUUAGGAUUUGUCACUUAAAUAUGAUAUGUUGGGAAUUAGAAAUAACCAUUGAAACAAUUAAGAACGGGUUAAAGCAGGGCCAUGUAAGGCAUAUUGUAAAAAUAAUUUUCAGUUUUUCUGCUUGGUGGACGCCCCUUUCAUAAAUAUCUUAGUUAUGUCAUAAUGUUCCUUUUUGCAUUACAUUACACUAAAAACGUCAGAACUGAAAUACACUUAUGUAGAGACAAUUAUACAUUUUGAUAGAUGUCGUCAGGUGUGUUGUUCCACUCUGUAGCUGUUGUCUGCCAAAAAAAAAAAAAAAAAAAAUUCUCAUUUGAGAUGCUUACUCAAUAUGUCCUGACUCAACAUGCUGCAAUACAACCAUACCUCAACCGGUGCGGGGUUUCUCGUGGAGGCCCGUUUGCUUCUCUUCAAAUCACGUCUGUGACGCAUCUCAUGCAGCACAUCCCGGAAUAUUGUCGUUUUAUUUCUGCUGCUCUUCUGCUGUUUGGGAGCGAAUUACACAUUGUGAGGCGUCUUACAGUAAAGGGUGCUGUGGGAAAAGGAAUUAUGAUGUGGCAAUGAACAAAAAACUGUUCCUGUUCCUGUUCUGUGUUUCCCCCCACUGCUUCGACUUUUGUUCUAAAAAUAUAAACCCAAGCAUAAGAACAGAAAAGAACUGACCUUGUCACUUUUGUAUAGUCGUCUACAAGUCCAUAUAUUGAAGCCGCACUGAAACACACAGGAACACACUGUCAUGUAUGUACUAUAGUGUCUUUUAUGGCAUAACUUCAAAAUGAUUUACCUUCUUUUGAACGAUAAGCGUCACUGUUGUCAAGCUGUAGAUGACCAAGAGGACAAAUGUUAACCACAACAGAACGUGCCCCACCAUGAGCUUGGUCUUUUCUGGAAGCAAAAGAAAAUUUUUUUUGGUUUUUAAAUAAGCUGAAAUCCAGCUUUGGCCAACUUAUUAAUGUGAGUUCAUUGUUUGUAUAUUUAAAUUAGAUGUAAGCCAAGUGUGUCCAAAAUAUGCCCUGAUUUUUGUUAGUUAUUUCAAAAUGUCUGUUUACCAGUAUGAUACUGUAUUAUUAUAUAUCUUUGUUGAUUAAUUGAUACUGGUGACCAAGUAUGCUUCCUUGCCUUAUAAAAGCCUGAAAAUAAUAACAUUAAACAUUUACCCCUAACAACAAGAGUUGUUCCCAUUCCAACAUGCUGACCCCCAGGUCUCGGUUCUCCAUGGGAAACUGCGGCGCAGUAGUAAAUCCCGCUGUCGUUGGUGUUUAGGGACAUUAUUUGUAAAGUUGCUCCUUGGAGGCUGUACUUGUGAGAUGUGGCGUCCAAGUUGAGACGAAUGUGAUUUCUGCGUCUGAAAGUGAACCACUGGUAAUGUAGACCCUUGUCUGAGCAGUUGGUAUGGACACGGCACCAGAUCUCGCCGUCUUGUCCCGUCUCCCGAACGAUCACAUUGCUGGGUUGCCAUAGACAGCUUUGGAGUUGUGCAACACCUAAUAAAAUAGAUUGGCAAAUUCAAUUAUAGCUCCGUUGUCCACGCUUGAAGAUGAUGUAUCUGCAAAGGUAGAGCACAUACCUUGUAAUGGCAGGCAGGUGAGAAAGAGAGUGAGACAAAACAAUGGCACCAUGUCUGUAGACCGACACUGAAUGAUCUCAUGAUUCUGUGCACGAGGUGAUGGCAAUGGGUAAAUUCCACUUGCACAACAUUUAGUACUUCCUUCCGCUUUUUCAGCAGGCUUCGCAAUAUGGUAACUUCAUUUGGAUCAAUUGAGUUGGAAUGGUUCCAAUCUCCGCUUGGGCAUCUCUGUGUGGAGUUUGCAUGUUAUCCAAGGUGGGUGUGUGGGUUUUCUCCUGGUACUCCGGUUUCCUCCCACCUUCCAAAAACAUACUAGGUUAAUUAGCGGCUCAUAAUUGUCCAUAGGUAUGAAUGUGAGUGUGAAUGGUUGCCUGUGAUUGGCUGGCGGGGACAACCUGGCCUCCCUGCAUUGGUUGCCUGUUCGCUUUAGGAUUGAUUUUAAGAUUUUAUUGUUUGUUUUUAAGGCGUUGAAUGGGCUGGCCCCUAAAUACAUCUCGGACCUCAUCCAAAUUUACUCUUCAGUGUGGUCACUUUUUAUUUUAAUUUGUUUUAUUUUUAUACUUUUAUUGCUUUGCUUCUUGUUUUUAAUAUUUUAAUAUCUAUUUUACUAUUUUAUUUCUUAUUUGAUCUUUUAGUUUUGGAUUAAAUUCAAUUUGUACCUUUAUUUAUUGUAUUUUAUUUUUACUUUUUAUUUUACUAGUCUGUGCAGCACUUUGGAAACUCUGUUUAUAAAAUGUGCUAUAUAAAUAAAGUGGAUUGGAUUGGAAUCUGCCUCU
Molecule: messenger RNA, 6065 nt
Organism: Doryrhamphus excisus (bluestripe pipefish)
Lineage: Eukaryota; Metazoa; Chordata; Actinopteri; Syngnathiformes; Syngnathidae
Gene: mfsd13al
Product: major facilitator superfamily domain containing 13a-like
Source: RefSeq, a predicted model, not a curated record